Molecule: messenger RNA, 923 nt
Organism: Solanum verrucosum
Lineage: Eukaryota; Viridiplantae; Streptophyta; Magnoliopsida; Solanales; Solanaceae
Product: protein NUCLEAR FUSION DEFECTIVE 6, mitochondrial-like
Exons: 4
Coding region: 104-397 (97 amino acids)
Cellular component (GO): mitochondrion
Source: RefSeq, a predicted model, not a curated record
ACUGGAACCGGCCCGAAAUCUCAGAACCUAAAACCCCAACAAAGCCCUUUUAGCAUUUCACCGGUAGAAACACAUCUCUCUCAGAGUUUUCCCCGAUCCGAAAAUGGCCACUUUCGCCGCCAGGUCCGUCCUCCGCUCUGCCACUUCCUCCGCCAGAACCGCUGCCACGAGAUUCGCCGCCGGUGCCAAGCCCAAGGCCGCUCCUUCACCCUUUCGCAUGCCCACUCAAAAACCCCUUGCUGCUCGCAUUUUCAGGUCGCCUGUUGAAAUGAGUUGUGCAGUGGAAACUAUGCUUCCUUAUCACACUGCCACUGCUACUGCGUUGCUGACUUCAAUGCUCUCUGCUACUCCUCGGAGUUAUGGUUGGACUCUUGAAGGGCAAAAGAGGACUAGAUGAAGAUCAUGAAAUGAAGUUCAAGUUAUACGAAUAUCUUCUUAUGCCGGAGUUUUAAGUAACUUAUUUGUGAAUCAUGCAGCUGGUAUUGAUUGUUGAUGAGUUAAUUUCAUAAUAAGCUUCAAGAAAACUGAAUCAGAUAGUCUGUGGGACCAAAAGUUGCUUAGAUAUGAAUUUUGAAUUUCCAGUUGUAGUUGUUAAGUUGUCAGCAUCAUUCUAAUACUUGGUGUUUAAUCAGAUUGCAAUGAUGAUGUAUGAUGAAUGUCAGAGAGUUCAAGCGAAGUUUUAUAUCCAUGCAGUCUAAGCAAAUGAUAAGUAGAGUACUGAAUGAGAACUUGGGACUCUUACCUUUCUGUGAAUUCUGGCUUAUGUUGGACUGUAUUUUGGUAUCUAGACGUUGGAGUCCUGUGGAAGCUCAUUGUUACUAGAUUUUGAGAGAUGUUUAAAGCCUUAAUUUGUCUCAAAAAUGUUUUUAUACAGGCCUUAAUAAUGUCAUCUUUAACCUCUGGUGUUUUAUUGACCAUAUUUU